This is a messenger RNA of Mucor mucedo, 1789 nucleotides long. RefSeq names its product 2,3-bisphosphoglycerate-independent phosphoglycerate mutase. Lineage: Eukaryota; Fungi; Mucoromycota; Mucoromycetes; Mucorales; Mucoraceae. The record is from RefSeq and is a predicted model, not a curated record. Gene Ontology annotation, molecular function: manganese ion binding. Gene Ontology annotation, biological process: glucose catabolic process. The transcript has 2 exons. Gene Ontology annotation, cellular component: cytoplasm. Bases 113 to 1672 code for a protein of 519 amino acids.
GUCUUUUGUGACACGUGUCUUAGAAAAAGUACAUAAUUAGAACAGCUUACUUUUUUUGUUGUUGUUGUUUCUCUUCUUUUCUAUUUUUCCAAAUAAUAAAGAUUAAUUUAUAAUGACUGGUGGUGGCGAAAAUCCUAAAACAAAGCAAGUUCCCAAGAACAAGGCCUGUCUCAUUUGUAUUGAUGGUUGGGGUAUCUCCCCUCUUAAGGAUCACUCUGGUGAUGCUAUCUAUAAUGCUGAAACACCUGUCAUGGACAAGCUCGAGAAGGAGGAUCCUUUCACCGAAAUUUCUGCCCAUGGUCACUCUGUUGGUUUGCCCGAUGGUUUGAUGGGUAACUCUGAAGUUGGUCAUCUUAACAUUGGUGCUGGUCGCGUCGUGUAUCAGGAUAUUGUUCGUAUUGAUCUUGCCAUGAAGAAGAAGGAAUUCGGUAAGGUUGAGAAUAUUAAGGGUGCUUUCGACCGUGCUAUUGCCAACAAUGGUCGUCUUCACUUCUUGGGUCUCGUAUCCGACGGUGGUGUGCAUGGUCAUAUCGAUCAUCUUAUUGAACUUUUAACUGCCGCCAAGGAAGCUGGUGUUCCCGAGUCCUAUGUCCACUUUAUUGGUGAUGGUCGUGAUACCGCACCCAAAUCUGCCGCCAAGUACAUGGGCCAACUUGUCGAAGCCAUCGAUAAGCUUCAAUACGGUAAGAUUGCUGAUAUUAACGGUCGUUAUUAUGCUAUGGAUCGUGAUAAGCGUUGGGAACGUAUCCAAAUUGCUUUCGACGGUAUGACCCAAGCCAAGGGUGAGAUUGCCUCUGAUCCCGUCAAGGCUAUUGAGGAAUCUUAUGAGACCGGUGUCACCGAUGAAUUCUUGAAGCCCAUCAUUAUCGACAAGGAAGGUCAAAUUAAGGAUGAUGAUACUAUUUUCUGUUUCAACUUCCGUUCGGAUCGUAUGCGUGAAAUUGCUCAAGCUUUCGGUAUUGCUCCUUGUCCUUUCGACUCUCCUGUCCCCAAGAACCUUGAAGUUUUCACCAUGACCCAAUAUAAGAGUGAUUUCCCCUUCAAGAUUGCUUUCCCUGCUCAAUCCAUGGAUAACGUUCUUGCCGAAUGGUUGGCCAAGAACGAUGUUCCCCAAUGUCACAUCGCUGAAACCGAAAAGUAUGCUCACGUCACUUUCUUCUUCAAUGGUGGUACUGAAGCUCAAUUCCCUCUUGAAGAAAGAGGUAUGGUUCCUUCUCCCAAGGUCCCUACCUACGAUCUUCAACCCGAGAUGAGUGCUGCCGGUGUUGCUGAGAAGGUUGCUGAAGCCCUUGAUAGCAACAAGUAUCCCUUUGUCAUGUGUAACUUUGCUCCUCCCGAUAUGGUGGGUCAUACCGGUGUCUAUGAGGCUGCCGUCAAGGCUGUUCAUGCUACUGAUACCGCCAUCGGUGUUGUCCUCGAAGCAUGUAAGAAGAACGGUUAUACACUCUUUGUCACUGCCGAUCACGGUAAUGCUGAAAAGAUGUAUGCUGAUGAUGGUAAGAGUCCUUUCACUGCUCAUACUACCGCUAAGGUUCCCUUUGUGAUGGCUGAUAAGGAUGCCAAGUUCAAGGAGAAUGCCGAAGGUGCUCUUUGUGAUGUUGCACCUACCAUUCUUGACUUUAUGGGUCUUGAUAUUCCCAAGGAGAUGACUGGACAGUCCUUGUUGGCUUAGACGUUUUGAUUUUUUUUUUUAUGUUGGAACAAAACAUUUUGUAUAUAUAAAAAAAGGAAUAGUUAAUUUUUAAAAAAUCAAUAAAACAUGUAAAAAAAAAGAUUGAUAACAAUACCG